CUAGCAUUUUGGGUUGCUCAGCGUAAAGCAUCGUAUCUACUGUUUCAUGGUGUAGAACUGGCGUGCAGCACAAUAGUGUAUGGAUCAUAGCCCUUUUCAUUUUAUUUUUUGCAAAAAAUAAUUGCAGGAAAAAAGAAAAUUUACAUAAAACCUACCAAUUAGUGGAUCUGCAAAGGAUUUUGUUUUGUUAAAGCCCGGUCAAAAUGUCAACGGGUAAAGAAAUCGGGGGAGCCCAACAUGCUCAAUAUGUGGGACCAUAUCGACUGGAAAAAACGCUUGGAAAGGGACAGACAGGGUUGGUGAAGCUUGGAGUCCACUGUGUAACAUGUCAAAAGGUUGCAAUAAAGAUCGUCAACAGGGAGAAGCUCAGUGAGUCUGUGCUAAUGAAGGUGGAACGUGAGAUCGCCAUCUUGAAGUUAAUAGAACAUCCACAUGUUUUAAAGCUACAUGACGUCUAUGAAAAUAAAAAAUAUUUGUACUUGGUGCUAGAGCAUGUUUCCGGGGGAGAACUCUUUGAUUAUCUUGUGAAAAAAGGACGAUUGACACCAAAGGAAGCCAGAAAAUUCUUCAGACAAAUCAUAUCGGCGUUAGAUUUCUGCCAUAGUCAUUCAAUAUGCCACAGGGACUUGAAACCAGAAAAUUUAUUGUUGGAUGAAAAGAAUAACAUUAGGAUAGCAGACUUUGGAAUGGCUUCACUGCAGGUUGGCGACAGCUUGUUAGAAACGAGCUGUGGUUCACCCCAUUAUGCCUGUCCUGAAGUCAUCAGGGGAGAAAAGUAUGAUGGUCGAAAAGCAGAUGUCUGGAGCUGUGGUGUCAUCCUUUUUGCACUCUUGGUGGGAGCACUGCCAUUUGACGAUGAUAAUCUGAGACAGUUAUUGGAAAAAGUAAAACGUGGAGUGUUUCAUAUGCCACACUUUAUACCACCGGACUGCCAAAACCUCUUAAAGGGAAUGAUUGAGGUGGAUGCUUCAAAACGCUUGACUCUAGACCAGAUCCAAAAACACUCUUGGUAUAUAGGCCCCAUGGCAAGUGUUUUGCAUGAAUUAAGGUGCAUUGAAAAGGAAAUUUUACCUGCUAGUGGGGGUAAGAAUGAACCUGAGCCAGAGCAGCCUGUUCCAAGAAAGGUACAGAUCCGUUCACUACCGUCACUGGAGGAUAUCGACCCUGAUGUCUUGGACAGCAUGCACUCGCUGGGUUGUUUUAGAGAUAAAAACAAGCUAAUGCAAGAUUUGGUGUCAGAAGAAGAAAAUCAAGAAAAAAUGAUUUAUUUUCUUCUUCUUGAUCGGAAAGAGCGGUAUCCAAGCCAUGAAGAUGAAGACUUGCCUCCUCAAAAUGAUAUAGAUCCACCUAGAAAAAGAGUAGACUCGCCAAUGUUAAAUCGGCAUGGCAAGCGGCGACCUGAACGGAAGUCGAUGGAAGUACUGAGCGUAACAGACGGGGGCUCUCCAGUUCCAGCACGGCGUGCUAUAGAGAUGGCACAGCACGGCCAGAGUAAAAGUAUGUUCAGUAAAAGCUUGGAUAUCACAGAUGCCAAUCCCAGAAUCAACAAAGAAGAAAGAUCACGAUCAAUAAGUGGAGCAUCAUCUGGCCUCUCCACCAGCCCUCUAAGCAGUCCAAGGCCUAUCAGAAAGUUCUUUGCUCCCGCCCAGAUUCCUGAGCUUAACCCCUGGCCCAAAUCCCAUUCCCCCAUAAUUCCUCAUUGUCAUAGAAAUACAACAAAGCCCAGUAAUGUGCUUCAACCAAAGAUAGGGUUUCAAUCCAAUACAAUGACUCAGACUCUUCCUUCUAAGAGUAAGCUCACAGAUAAACCUUUGCAAGCCACUAAAUCUAAUCCUGUUGUAAUAUCGGAAACACGCCCUCCUCAGAACCCUCCUGUUAAAAACGUACAGAGUCAGCAAAGCACAGUCACGUCGCCAACCCAAUUGUUUGUUCCCUCAGUCCAGAUCACACCCCUGUCUCUUGUCAGAUUGAUCCCUGGUACUGAUCCAAGCACCAAAUCUAUCCCUAUAAUACAGGUGACCCCUCAUCCUUCCCCAAGGGGAAGUCCCCUCCCCACCCCAAAGGGCACACCAGUCCAUACUCCCAAGGAGAGUCCGGCGAGUACUCCGAAUGCAACGCCACCGUCCAGCCCCAGCAUUGGAGGAAUGCCUUGGAGGACGCGGCUGAAUUCAAUCAAAAACAGUUUCCUUGGCUCACCACGGUUUCACCGCAGGAAAUUACAAGUACCGACGACAGAGGAGAUGUCAAGCUUAACUCCCGAGUCUUCCCCAGAACUUGCCAAAAAAUCAUGGUUUGGUAACUUCAUCAACCUGGACAAAGAGGAACAGAUAUUUGUGGUGAUCAAGGACAAGCCAUUGAGUUCCAUUAAGGCCGACAUUGUCCAUGCAUUUCUCUCAAUCCCCAGCCUAAGUCACAGUGUCAUGUCUCAGACAAGUUUCCGAGCAGAGUACAAAUCCACUGGGGGACCAGCUGUGUUCCAGAAGCCAGUUAAAUUCCAGGUGGACAUCACUUACACAGAAGGCAGUGAGGCACGGAAGGAGAAUGGGAUUUAUUCUGUCACCUUCACACUGCUGUCAGGUCCAAGUCGUCGGUUCAAAAGGGUCGUGGAAACAAUUCAGGUCCAGUUGCUAAGUACACAUGACCAGCCUUCCGUGCAACAGUUGUCUGCAACUUCUCACUGUAUGCAGCUGCUGACUGGCAGACUUUCAAAAUGUGGAAUUGUCCAGAAAACUUGUUAACUCUCCUCUGGUGAAUCCUAUGGCUGCGGACAUUUGUCGAAGGAGAGGCAGCUGAUAUCUUGGUGCAUGUGGGAACUUGGCGCCCUUUUGACGCUUAACACUUGACCAAACCGGAGCUGCUGCAUCCCAGGAAAAGGAACGGAAUUCCUGGGAGAGACUUGACACCCUUCAGCAGCAGUAUGUCCACCAGAGAGGGGAUAUGGGGGCGGGAGGGAGGGGAUGAACUAAACAGCACUGCAUUUAUUAAUAUGAGCUCCGGCAGCUACAGUGGACUUUUUUCUUUGUUGAAGCAGGACUUUGGUGAGACUGCUGCUGAUUGGUAAGAGAUCGGAGAGUCAGACAACAUAGCAGCAACAAAUAAAGCACGAACAACUGUACCAACCCUACUCUCUGUAUAUUUUCUGUUUGUCUCGUUGUGACACCUUGUUUAGCUGUAGGAAAAAAAACAGAUUCAAACACUGUGUUGCCAGUUAUAAGUUUGUCAGUAUUAUUUAUUUUCAAGGUAAUAUAUAUGUGUAUAUAAUAUAUAUAUAUUUUCAUCAUUUCACAAGGGCACCAUGUUCAACUGAACAGUGUUGCUAGUUUACUAUCAUGGGGGUUUGAUCACCCACCAGUGUAAAAGGCUACAUUUAUUGUGGACAUUUUAUAUAUAUUUUUCCCCCUUUCUGACCUUAUUUAUUGAACCCCAGUAAUUCAACAGAACGUCUCGGUGUAUGAAUGUUGUCUUUCAUUGUGAAUGACUUAUAGAGGCAACACUUACUGUAUUAAAGGAAAAAAAAAUAUUUUGUCCAAUUUAUCAGAGCUCUGUGAACAAUAUUAACUUAUUCUGUCCCAAUUCAAGGAACUUGUAGUAUAUGUUUAAAAAGCAAACAGUAAUUUAAAAAUGUAGAAUAGCAGUAGUGUCUGAAAUGAUUAACUUAUAUUGCUAUUUGUUAGUUUCAUAUCAGUGUGCGUGUACCACAGGUAAAUUAUUGAAGCAGUUCCUGUACAUAAUUAAAUUAACAAUGGACUUUGAACCACUGGAAGUUACUGUUAUUGAAUUUAUCUUGUAUAACUGUGUGCAUGUCAGACAUGGUUUUUUCUUUGCAUGAUGUUGCUGUAAUUGUUCCCAUAAUGCUCUGUCCUCUUUCUUGCUCUCCUCUGUGCCCACACUAAUUAAUGCUUCCUUACACUGUACCUCUGCAAAACUGCUGGACUACAACAUGGACAGUACAAGCAGGAAGGGGAAGAAAUAAAGCAAUACUUAUAUUGAUAUCCUUCCUAUUUUGUACUUUGGAGAAAAAAAAAACUUAUUUAACAGACCAACUAUCAAAAUGUACCCACCCACCCCCCACCCCCUUGUAAUAUAACUGUGAGCAACUUCAGUGCAAGAUCAAUAAAUUCAUUCAAUUCCACUACUUUUGUCUGCUGAUAUUUUGCUGAUGGCCAGCAGAUGGCGGGCUUGCUUUAUUCUUCUCUCAAGUCCAGGACUCCAGCUUUCUGUGGAUUAAAACGGGAUCACUUGCCGUCUACAAAACAAGUAGCAACUACAUUGAUCCAACCAUGUGUCACAAACAUAUUAUAUCUGAACAUCUUAUUGAUAUGAGC
Leucoraja erinaceus (little skate) is the source of this 4325-nucleotide messenger RNA. RefSeq names its product serine/threonine-protein kinase BRSK2. The transcript has 22 exons. Gene Ontology annotation, cellular component: cytoplasm. The record is from RefSeq and is a predicted model, not a curated record. Gene Ontology annotation, biological process: protein phosphorylation; intracellular signal transduction; microtubule cytoskeleton organization. Bases 204 to 2738 code for a protein of 844 amino acids. Gene Ontology annotation, molecular function: protein serine/threonine kinase activity; tau-protein kinase activity; ATP binding. Lineage: Eukaryota; Metazoa; Chordata; Chondrichthyes; Rajiformes; Rajidae.